This is a messenger RNA of Eimeria necatrix, 1188 nucleotides long. RefSeq lists its product as hypothetical. The coding region runs from base 1 to 1188 and encodes 395 amino acids. The record is from RefSeq and is a predicted model, not a curated record. The transcript is spliced from 3 exons. NCBI's taxonomy places the organism in Eukaryota, Apicomplexa, Conoidasida, Eucoccidiorida, Eimeriidae.
AUGAUGGGCAGCUACCCCAACCUGCAGGGAGGUGCAACCCGCGACAUGCAGCAGUACCCUCCAGUUUUCGGUUCCCCCAUGCAGGAUGGAGGAGGGGCCCCCUUCAGAGGCCCCCCUCCCAUGGACGGCGGGUGUGGGCCGCAGGGGCCCCUGAGGGCACGGCGACCGGGGGCCCCUGGGGGGCCCCUCCCAGACGCACCCUCUCCUUUCAUACUGCGAACUCCAAGAGCCAUGCCGGGGCCCCCCAUGCAGGGGCCCCCUCAAGACGUCCCUGGGCCGCCGCCUCCUCCAGACCCUUCUCGAGGACUCUGUGGAGUCUGGUAUGGCAGGGGUCCCCCCCCCCCGCCAUUCCGGCAUCCAGGAAUGGGGGCCCCUGGGGGGCCGGGGGUUCCCGGGGCCCCCAUGGCUGCUGCGGCUUUGAAGAAAAGGAAGGUGUCUGCGAACAAGGCGAAGGCAAAGAAGCAGAAGAAACUGCAGCAGCAACAGCAGCAACAGCGCCAGCAGCAGACGCAGGACGCACUGGAGGAUGAGAGCGGCGUCGGGCUGAAUGAGGGUGACCCUGGGUCAGCUCCUGCGGAUCAGCAGCAGCAGCAGCAAGAGUUCGGAACGGGCGAGCAACAGGAGCGGCAGGACGGUGAGCAGCAGGAAGAAGAGGAGGAUGAGCAGCAGCAGCAACAGGAGGAACAGGAGCAGCAACAACAGGGAGAUGAAGACGGCGCUGCUGCUGGCGAUUGGGAAAGAACAGCAGAACAGCAGUCGGCGCUUUCCGAUUAUUUCGCAUCUAAGACGCAGGAAUUUUUGUCCUCAGAAGCAUAUUUGGAGGGAUGGAGCAAGAAGGAUCUGAUUGAGUACUUCUACGAUCAGUAUCUGCAGCAGGACAUGACUGCUGCAGAGGCUCUCGCCUCCGCUACAUCCUACGUUGAAAAUCCUGAAGCUUACGGUUUAGUUGGGGGAGGAUCUACGGAUGAUGCCGCAGCAGCAGAAUCAGCAGAUGCAGCGGCAGACGCAGCAGCAGGGAGCGCAGUGGAAGAUGCGGCAGCAGUAGCAUCAGCACCGGAAGGAACAGAAAGCUCAGCAGGAAUGGGAGAAGCUGCAGCAGCAGAAGGUGCAUUGGGAGAAGAUGCUGCGGGAGCAGCAGAAGCUGCUCCUGCUGUUGCAGACGGGGCUGAUGAGGAUGGCAGUGCGUAG